Molecule: messenger RNA, 864 nt
Organism: Eutrema salsugineum
Lineage: Eukaryota; Viridiplantae; Streptophyta; Magnoliopsida; Brassicales; Brassicaceae
Product: probable membrane-associated kinase regulator 1
Exons: 1
Coding region: 1-864 (287 amino acids)
Cellular component (GO): plasma membrane
Molecular function (GO): kinase inhibitor activity
Source: RefSeq, a predicted model, not a curated record
AUGGAGGAUGACCGGAAAAAAACCCUAAACUCCGGUGAUACCAUGCCGGAGACGCCGUCAUCAAUUAUCUCAGACUUCGAAUUUGGAUCAUUGACUCCUUUUUCCCCAACACACUCGGAAAAUUCUCCCGCCGAUCACCUUUUCCUCAACGGCCGUCUAUUACCACACACAUUUCCGACCACACGUUCGGUAUCUCGUACGACCAGCGAAAACACUUUCCGGAGCAACAGUACGAGCAGCCGGAGUAGUGAUAGCAGCAGCCCGACAUCUUACACUCCAAGAACAAGCACUUGUAGUGUCCUCAAGAUCAAGAAACCGAGUACCGAUCAGGAGAAGACUAAUUUAACUUGUUUUGGUCCUCGGUCCAAAGAGAUUAUGGGUCUUAGGUCAGGAAUAUGCCGUAGUAGCAAAGCAUAUCAUCACAAGCCAUCGUCAAUAUUGGAUUUAAAGAAGAAACCACUGACUAACAAUGGUAAAACGGUAAACACUACAAGGGCGGCGAAUAAGAUUUUGUAUUUUCCGACGCAAUGCAAAAGGAAGAAAGCCACGGAGAUCGUGACGGCGCAGCUUUACGGGUCGUAUUCUAGGCGGUGGCAGCAUAUAACUCCGGUGUUUAAAAGAGAAUGGUCGGUGAAAAGUAACGGAGCAGCUGGGAUUAAGGUCAGUGGACGGAAGAAGAAGACGGCGAGGAGGAGGAAGAAGAAGAAGGCAGAGGAGAGUAAGGGAAGUAAGUUAAUGAAGUGGUGGAAGAUGAUUUUAAAAGCGGUGGUGUUGGCUUGCAGAGAGUGUCAUGCAAUGGAGCCUCAGAGAGUUGUGAAUGAUGAUGCUGCUGAUGUGAAAAAGAAGAUAAUUAAAUGUCGAUAA